This is a messenger RNA of Menidia menidia (Atlantic silverside), 3057 nucleotides long. NCBI's taxonomy places the organism in Eukaryota, Metazoa, Chordata, Actinopteri, Atheriniformes, Atherinopsidae. The record is from the annotation of a GenBank genome assembly.
AUGUCUGAGAGACUUAGAAAGGAAGACAAUUUGGGCGCAGUUUUAGUCAAGGUUCAAGAUGAUUUAAGACAACUCAAAUGUAGUCUUGAGGAUAUCACUGCUAGUGAAAGUGGCACAACUCUUGAUAUUGAAGCCCUGAACAAUGCUAUCCACAGGACAGAGAGUGGCAUCAGGAAACAUGCAGAGGAUUAUUUGGAAACCAUUAAUAAGCAGCAGCUGGUUCUUCCAAUCAUUGAAGACUUUCCAAAGAAGGCCAUCAAGAUCCCUAAAUGGUCACCCUCCUUAGACUAUGGUCCAGAUCUACUAAGGAGGGAGCUUCCAGGAGUCUCACAAGGGGAAAAGCAAACAAUAAAUACGACACAUAAUCCUACUCACCAGAACAGCAGAGUCAGCGUGCAUCAAGCGUUCAGAACUUCGCUCCCAGACAUCCCCAAGAAGAGUGCUAACUCAACAAAUCCCAAAAAAGCCACUGGCUCUGUGGGGGGUCUUCAGUCCACUGAACCGAAGGGACCUCUCUUCCCAUCAAUUACUGAGGACAGCAUGGCGACAGUGGCACAACCAAACAUGCUUUGUCUGUCGGUCCAGCACAAGGUUGCUGCUCUUCAUCCCAGAGAGGAUUUGUACACUUUGAAGACUGGAGCAAAUUCCAGGUGCCCGAAACAACCGAAAUGGCACACAGAUUCAGAAACGUACUGUGUGAGGCAAAUUGAGAAAUUAACACCUCCCUGGACUACCAAACCACCACCUCCAUCCACAGCCUCCAAGAGCAUGGAUCCAAGUGACAUGGAGCAAGGCAGCAGCGGCCCCACUCUUAACAGCCCUCAGAAUCUAAUCAUGGAAGUUCCUGUCAAUUUUGCUAAAUACCCCUUUACAAUAAAAAAAGGAGACAUCGACCCAAUGGCCACAGAUUUUUGUCAAUUCAAGGAGAGCUUUCAUUUUUGCUGGAGUGGCGUGGUUGAGGCACUUGAUGCCCUGAAACAACUGCUGAGGGAUUUUGCCGUGCCUGUAGCUGAAGUGAGCGGAGAGCGGCUUGUGGAGUUGUGCCGUGGAUGGGAUGAUGGUUGGAAGAAGGCCCCAUCGGCGACUGCUCUUCUGUCUGUGCUUGAAAACCAAGAGGAGGUAUCGAGCCUGGUCUCACGUCCAGGCCAGCGCUACAAGGGUGAGGGGGGCCUUGAUGUGGCUGCCAUCCGCAUCCAGUCCUGCUGGAGGCGCCACGUGGCCAGGAGAGCCUACCUCUGCCACUCCCAGCGCAAGUGGGCGGCUGGCAUUUUCGCCAUCUCAUGGCUGAUGCGCGCCCAGAUGCAGCGUGUCAAGAAGGCCCUGCAGGCACGGCGGUUCAGGCAGCUGAUGAAUAGUCGUAGGAGAGCACAGCAUAUGGCAGCCAACUGGAAACACAUCCAGUCGUCCAAGAGGACCAUUAUCCACAUCCCUUCAUUAGGGUACUCUCAGAGCCAGCGGCAGCACUUGAGGAGACUUGACAUCCUCCAGAACGUCCAAAUGAGCAGACUGUGUGAUAUCAGAGAUGAAAAUGUGGAAGUAAUCUACAUAUGCCCCCAGCAUCUGGGGGAUGACAUGUUGCAGUAUUACACCAGCCUCCUGAACGGGGACGGACCCACAGAUAGAGCAAACACCAGGACAACUCAGGCCUCAUCCUGCAGGAGGCGCUUUGUCAUCCUCACACCUGAGGCUGUGGAUUAUUUCCCUACUCAUAACAUGUGUCUGUCUACGCUGCUGAAGUACAGUCCACGCACUCUGAAGCGUAUCAGAAACCUGAUCCAGGGGAAGCAGGCCUACAUUGUGGGUGGAGUUGCCCACAUGGAUGACCUGGCAGUAGCUGAUGAGUUAGAUGUGCCAAUCUUAGGCCCAGAGCCAGCUGUUUUUCAGCUCUGCAACUCCAAAUCUGAAGGCAGGAAGAUAUUUGCUGGGGCAGAGAUUCAUGUACCACCUGGUCAAGGAGAUGUGUACUCACUAUGCCAGCUACAUGAAAUACUAGCGGAGCUCAUGUCUGAAAACAUUACCGUGCAGCGCUGGCUCUUAAAGAUAAACUCUGAGAACAGUGAACAUGGUACAGCACAUUGUGAUGUUUGCCAUAUUAGAAGCUAUAACUGGGCCCUGCAGCAGUAUCAUCGUUAUGGUCCUGAUCUAUGGAACUCCAAAUGGAUUCAGGAGCCCAUUCUACUGAGAUAUUUAGAUGAAAUCCCAGAAUGGUUGGCCCAUUAUGCCCAGCCCGCUAAAACCUCCCACUAUCCCAGUUGGGCCUGCUUCCUGAAGACCUUCCUCAGGCAAGGUGGUGUAGUAGAAGCAAACCCCCCUUCAGAGAGCGUCACCUAUCUGACAGUUGAUAUGCUGCUGGAGCCUGGGGCUGAGGUGACCAUGCUGUCCUGUGGAGACCAGCUCCAUGGCUCCUGUCAACUGGAAGCUAUAGGCUCCACUGUUCCUCAGACCUCUGUUCACCCAGAGACGUUGCACUCCAUCUGCACACGGGUGGGUCAGGCUGCUCUGAAGCGCUGUGUCGUUGGUCACGUGUGGGCUGUUGAUCUCAACAUUGCAUACAGUGACCAGCUGGCCAUGACCCAGAUGCUUCUAAUGGUGACUGGAGGAACACUUAAUUGUCGCACUGGCUGUUUAGAAAUGCCGAUGCAAGCCAUGGAAAAAGGCUGCGAGCGCCAGGUUGCAUCCAAACCUCCAGUGGUUAACUGUUAUGCAGUCAUUGGGACCCACUUACAUCACUCUAACCUCUCCAUGCUAUACCACAGUGUCUUUUUUAAGAUGUGCCACAUUAAUGGAAUUGGAUUUAACAAGAAGCGGAAGCAGGGCACUGUUUUUGCUCUCUAUGACAGCAGGGACCGAUGCAGAAUUGGAAUGAUCACAGUCUCAGAAGAUCUCCAGGGAGCUCUAGUGACCUUUGCUCAGAAUCUGUCAGUGAUUCAUCAGGAAAUAUCAUCCUCUAAAACACAAGGAGAAACCAAUUUUAAGGACUUGAUCAAGAACAUCAAUGAUGUGCUGAAGAUGACUGUUCAGAACAAGAAGCAACUGAGGGAGAAACCUACUGUUUAA